Molecule: messenger RNA, 1389 nt
Organism: Cavenderia fasciculata
Lineage: Eukaryota; Evosea; Eumycetozoa; Acytosteliales; Cavenderiaceae
Exons: 3
Coding region: 1-1389 (462 amino acids)
Biological process (GO): negative regulation of TORC1 signaling; cellular response to amino acid starvation; cellular response to glucose starvation
Cellular component (GO): KICSTOR complex
Source: RefSeq, a predicted model, not a curated record
AUGUAUUUAAAGGGAGAUUCAUUAAUACCAUGGAGUAAAUUUAUGGCAUUAUUAUUGACACUAUCAAAUUGUGAGAAUAUGUAUUACAAACAUUCAUACUUGUCGUUAAAGAAUAAUAACAUUCAAGAUCAAUAUAUCCAAGUAUCAAAUGACAUGAGAAGUUUGUUAAAGUUGAUAUCUUCACCAACAACAACAACAACAACAACUGGUGGAGUACAACAACCAAAUCAACAGAACCAACAGAAUCAAACUGCUAGUCAGAUUGCACUUGGGUAUUAUGCAUCGUCAAAGAAAUCAUCGGUUGACGAUGACCCUGAAAUAUCCUUCUUUUCAUCACUCGUACAACAAACAUGUACCAUCGUACAGGUUAGAAUCGAUAUGAUUGGUGUCUACACUACAUUGGUCAUGUCAAUCAGCCAAGAAACUAAUUUUGAUCAACUAGUCAAUUCACUUGAAACCAUUCCAACCAUCUAUCGUGAUAAAAUUACUCAUCCUCUAUUAAUGGGUAUUAAAACAAAUACAAAUUAUGAAAUACAAAUAUUAAAGAAUUUAUUAAAAGUUUAUGUAUCAAUGAAUAGACAUAUAUUUAAAGAUUCAAUACUAUUAUUGUAUCAAUCAAGAUUGGAUUUAGAUUUAUGGAGAGACUUUGAUCAAUUAAAUCAAAGUAGAGGAACUUAUAGCAGCGAUCCAAAAUGGACAUCCAAUUCCAUCCAUCAAUGGUUAUCGAUAUUUUUCAAUGCUCUCAUGUCAAAAUCAUCUCUUUAUUUCCAUUUCCCUUUGAGAACUGUCGAAGAAGAGAAUGGUGGAACUUAUCAAUCCUUUAAAGAUGCAACUCUUCGUAAUAAUCCUGAUUAUGUUUUAAUGAUUGAAGCAUUUUAUCAAAAGAGUAAUUCAAUAUUUUUUGGUAUCUUUUUCGAAUGUAAAGGUAAACCAUACUCAAAGAUGGGAUAUUGUUUUAAUAAUACAGAAGCACCAACUGGAUUGGGGGCCUAUCCACCUAUAUUCUACUUGCCACAAGAUAAACCACCCAACCAACAUUUACCAAAUAUCAUUAGUAUCUAUUUAACCAAUCAACAUGCACUUGAGCGACCACACGAUUUAUUCUACUACGUCGACUCUCAAAAAGUAGAAACUAAUCUCAAAACAUCAUCACCCAUUGCUGGUGGAGGUGGUAGUGGGUCUGGGACAGGAGGAGGACCAACGCAUGAAACAUCAGAUUACACCUACUUUUUAGUUCGUGUAGAAGCACAAAUAUUUAUCAGUGUUGUAUAUAAAGAUAUUAAAAAACAAAAAGAUCCAAUUGUAAAUGAUUUCCUUAAAGUUUUGGUACAUAAUCUUAGAAAUACCGAUCUAUUUAAUAUUCUAAGACAAAAAGAAUCAAAUAGAUAG